Messenger RNA from Penaeus monodon (black tiger shrimp), 748 nucleotides. RefSeq names its product leukocyte elastase inhibitor-like. NCBI's taxonomy places the organism in Eukaryota, Metazoa, Arthropoda, Malacostraca, Decapoda, Penaeidae. Gene Ontology annotation, molecular function: serine-type endopeptidase inhibitor activity. The transcript has 2 exons. Bases 347 to 640 code for a protein of 97 amino acids. The record is from RefSeq and is a predicted model, not a curated record.
CUGAGCAAAGCCCUGUCAAAAUUUAUUAAGAAUCUUUUCUUUGACUAACAAUUUCCAUUUCUGAGAUAGGCAAGAGUUGAACAAGAGAAUAAGCGAAAACCUUUUAAAAAUAAUGCAAAAUUCUGUUCGACGAGAGAGCUUGGGAAACAUUUAGAAAACUGACUUCGAAAGACCAUUGUAACUAAGAAUUCCCUAUUUGCAGAUUGACCUGAACGAUUUACUCAAAGAAAAACAGAAAGAAACUUUUAAAAAUUAACUGGUAAAAAAAAAUAAUAAUAAAUAAAUAAACAAAAAUUCCCUUUUCGCAGAUGGGCAAGAGUUGAACAAAAAAAAUCUCCCUUUACAGAUGGGCAUGAAAGAUCUGUUCAACGAGAAAUCGAGCGACCUGUCAGGUAUAACUGGAAAUCGUCAGCUGUUCAUCUCACAAGUCAUUCAUAAAUAUUUUCUGGAGGUGAAUGAGACGGGAACGGAGGCGGCGGCGGCGACGUGCACACCGACUUUGUGUACUUCUUACGUCCUCUUGAUUAAGAAGCCCAGACCACCGAACUUCAUAGCAGAUCACCCUUUCAUGUUCUUCAUUCGCGACCAACUUUCGGGCUUGGUUCUGUUCAUUGGAAGACUCACCGAUCCAACGGCGUAGCGAGGGUAACGGGAGUGUGGCGGCGAAGAGUUGUGACUUGUGAUUCUGUUGUGUUCGCUGUUUGUUCGCUGUUUUGGUUGUGAGUACUUCUGUAUGCCUGUCCUUCAU